Penicillium coprophilum is the source of this 4140-nucleotide messenger RNA. RefSeq lists its product as uncharacterized. The transcript has 3 exons. The record is from RefSeq and is a predicted model, not a curated record. NCBI's taxonomy places the organism in Eukaryota, Fungi, Ascomycota, Eurotiomycetes, Eurotiales, Aspergillaceae. The coding region runs from base 1 to 4140 and encodes 1379 amino acids.
AUGCGUCUCCACCUUGUUAUUUCGCGUCAUGGCCUGCCGGUCACACGUAUUCUCUGGACAACGACGUCGUCGAAUUCGGUGCUUGGCGAAUAUGGCACUCAUCGCCCAGCAUCAACCGCAGCUGUCGCAUCUUCUCGCACCCCGAACAUCGCAUUCUCCAAUGGCGGGUACACAGUCGCACAACUCCUCGAGGAUGUGAAUGAAGUUGUGCCGCUAGAAACUGAACCCAGUGUCUUUGAUGCGGAAUUCAGUGGCCAGUGGGGAUUGGAAGAUUAUGUUGUCGAAGUGGCUGGCUCGGAAUGUCUCCAUUUUAUGGAGGUUGACGGUUUGCUCCGAGAUGGAGACGAAGUUGUCAUCCGUGCCCUUCAAUUGGCAGACCUUCGGACCAGACGGUUGUGUGGUCGCCACCAAAUCACUGCCGACGGCAAGCAUCUGAUUGAUGGUGUGCCUUUUGGAUCACCAUUUUUGAAAAGAACUACCACUACACGACCUGCGAUUACCAUACCCCCAAGAAAGAAACGACGCACGGUUUUUUCUGGCUGGGAGCAUGCUAGAGACUUUUUGCCCGAGGAAGUCCAUGCCGACGAGGAAGGUGAUGGAGAGUGGCUUCCGCCUUCUAACACGGGGCUCGGGAAGGAGCUUUCUAUCAUGCCUGCCGAGCACGAAGAGUCCCUGGGCACAGUUAUUCGUCAUCCUGUUGACCACACCGCGGAAUCUGAUAGUGAAGCUGACAUGUCUGAAAUGCCUGGGGUUGAGGAUGAGUUGGAGAGCGAACUCCAGGCGCUCAAGGAGGACUUUGAAGAGGCGUCUCAGUUUGUUGAUAUCAGAAACCAGACUCAAAAUGCCAGUGGACAUCCACUGCGUGCUACCUCAAUAGUCAAGCGACCAACUUCUAAGGGGUCCCUUGCUGCUGCCUCAUCUCUUUCGAGCAAGCGGUCUCGCGCAGAAGACUCAUCUCCCAGGGCCUCCAAGGCGGUGAGAUUCAACAAGGGACAUGAGCAAGAGGAUGAUGAUGUGCCUGAUCUUCAACAACCUCCACAGGCCCCACAGGUUGGGGAAAGUGUUGCUGAAACUUCAGAUUCAGAUUCAUCUGAUUCAUCCGAUUCAUCUGCAUCUUCUUCAGAUAGCGAUUCUGAUGAUGAUUCUGAAGAUGAUGAUUCUUCAAGCGAGGUGGAGCCUGCAGCGGAGGCGCCAUCUGAUUCUGAUUCUGAUACCGAUUCAUCCUCAAGCUCCGAAGACUCGGAUUCAUCAGACUCGGAUUCCGAAGAAGAAGCCGCCCCGCCUGUGAGAAAGGUCCAGCAACCAGUCUCUGUGGGUCCUCCUGGUGAAGGGUCCAUACGCACCAAAAAGAGCAACAACCGCAUCAAACUACGCCGCCGUCUAUCCAAACUCAAGGAGCUAGGGGCCCUUCCCCAACAAGCAGGCUUUGAUGCAUUGCGGGAGUGGGAAGACAAGCAUGGGGGCUGGCAUAUUCCGGAAAAUCAUAUUAAACCGGAGUCAUUCGUGAAACCCCAGCUACCUGUGGGACCCCAAGCACCUGUGGAACCGGAACAAGAAUCUGCCGAGUCUUCUAGCAAGAGGCAAAAGAGAGAAAAGAAAGAACAGGAGAAGAAAGAGUUUGAAGCCAGGCGCGCGAAACUGCUUCGCGAUCUUGCGUCAGGUAAUGGUGUUGAUGUAGGUGAGACAUCAGAGAAGGAAAAUGUUCCACCUGCUGCAUCUGCCAUUGAAGAGACCCUUGUUUCAGCAGACCUGCCCGGUGAGGAUCAGCUGGAGCCGGAACAUUCGAAUCGACGUACCUUAGACAUAGCUAGCUCACGGCGCAUGCUAUUCGGGUCUCUAGGAAUGCGAACCCCGAAGACAAAGGAAGAGGAAGAAACAACACGAAGAAAGCUUGCUGCCAAAGCUAGUGCACUCGGGCGCCGAAACAAACCUUCCACACAAGAAGCCCACGAAGAGACUGACCAAAUGCAGGAGGAUGAAGAUGCAUCCGAUAUUGAUUGGCAAAACAAGCUUGUCAUUCGUGCUGUCGAGUGUCUCUAUCCUCAAGUUGAUAUGACCGCGCCUCCUUAUCCUUUUGUUCAGCGUUGGGAUCAAGAAGCAAAUGCAUCAAUUCGUGAGCUCAAAGGCCCAAACAAAAAGCGGAAGAGAAAGCAGCGUGUUCAGGUCUACGAAGAAUAUGAGGAGCAGGCGGAAUACGAUGAAAAUGGGAAUUACUAUGGCCACGAUGACCAAUACCAAGGCGGAUAUGACCAAGCCAAUCACGAGGGUCAUUAUGAAGGUGAAGAUGAUCCCCAUUAUGAAGGUCACUGGGAAGGCGAAGCUGCUCCUUACUAUGGAGGCCAUUAUGCGGGCGAAGCUGAAGGAGAUCAGAUCAAUUAUGACGAUGCCCCUGAACCUGAACAAUUCGAUGACCUACCUUCGGUCCCCGUUGACAUCAGUUCGGUUCCUGAUCUGACUGAGAGUGAGGUGAAGGUCGGCGCAAUCAUUGCAUUCCGGCAGCUAGACAUGUCCAAAGCUACGAACUGGCAGCCUCAAAUGUCCGAGUACCGAGUAGCUGAGGUGCGAUCUGUGAAAGACCAUGGAGUGAUUAAUGUACUGCUGGCCAAGAGAGACCGAAAGCCUACAUUAGCAUCCGGCGAUGAUGAGCUCCGUCAAUUCAGCAAAUUUGAAGUACCAGAUCUGGCCAAUGACGAGGGAGAGGAUGACGGUUAUCGCGAGCUUGCCUUUGCGGAACUUAGCGAUCCGAAGCUCCUUCAACCUACAGUACAAUCGGGUGCCGAAUUGGAGGACCAGGACAAUACUCGAGAAGGUAGCAUUGUCUCUGUAGUUCAUGAAUCCGUACCGAACGCCCAAUCUGCCCUGUAUGAGGAAAUGUGCCUUGACGACACAACUUUUGUCACCAUUGGAAAUGAAGUCAGCCGUCUUGAGUCCCGUAGUGAAUCCCCAGGAAUGCCAGAUGAACCUAUUCAGCAAACACCUGGUAGAGGGCUGCCGCAGAUCCAAGUCCAGACUGGAUCUAAUGGGCGCAGUAUUACCCCUCCCAUCCCGUCGCCUUCUUUCAAUGGGUUUCACUCUGCUCGAUCCUGGCAGCAAAUGACCCCUGGUGCUGAGCUCAGCCGCGAGCUUGAAGGCCACACCCUCAUCGGAGGAGAAACGCCAUCUGCUUCGGCCAAUCGGGACGAGGAUCCUUCCGCGUUGUCAUACGCUUCUGCAAAUCAAUCAUUCGCAGAUGAACCCGAGGACCAAGAAAUGUCUGAUCGCCAAGAGCAUGAGCGCCAGGUUGUUAAUGAAAAUCUCAUUCCGCCUGGCGAUUCGGGGGACAGUGGUCCUCAGUCUGGUUCACUUUUGUCUACCAUUGACCGUAGCGGUGAUGGUGGUGCGUCUGAUUCUCUCUUUGUGGAAAGAGAUACGUUGAAAGAAAAGCACAGUGCGACUCCCAACAGCUCCUCUGAAUCGUGGAGAGAUCUUUUGAACCGGUUAAGAAAUGGACCAUCCGAGCCAGGCGAGUCACUCGUCACUAGCGAGGGCAACAUUAGUGAAGACAACAACAGUGAAGACAACAACAGUGAAGACAACGACAGUGAAGACAACAACAGUGAAGAUAACAACAGUGAAGACAACAACGGCGAAGACAACGACGGCGAAGGUAAUCAGAGUCCCCAACGGUUGGAAGACAGUCUCCAGCACUCCUACCUGGACCUCAACUUCUCGCCGCUUGACUCCCCACGGGCGUCCAACUCGCACUCUCCCAUUCCACCAAUGAGUGCUCAACAGGAUGCCCAGUCUCAAAAACAAGCCUCAUUCCCUUCGCCAUUUGAAACGAAAUCCCCCGCUGCAUCUACUCGCUCUAAACUCUCCCAGCGGGUGCUUGAAUCGAACCCUACCUCACAAAUCCCCGCCUCCCAGGCAUCCGAAGUGAUUGACCUCACUUCCAGCCCGCGUGGAUCACCUGAACCCAGCACCUCUAAUAUGAACCCAUCCCAGCGCUCCAAAUCUGCACUAUAUGGUGACUACCGUGAGAACACCCCACGCUCGUCUAGACGUCCAUCCAAAGCUUCUACAGGAAAGCUCCAACGGAUGGUGGAAGUGAGCAUUAGUCCUUCCAGCCAGAAGAAGAGGCGCUCGUCACGAAAGUUCUGA